CUUCGCGGCUAAGCAUUCAUUGUUCAUCGAGCCUCGAGCCUUCUAUGUCUAUCUCUAUUCUCUAUCAACUGAUUCGCGUUUGCGCUACGUGCAGUGGGUAACAUCGAUAUGUCAAUACUUGUAAAGUACGAGCUUUCGUAAAAAGUGUACGAUGUCGUAAAAAGUACGCGGAGAUAUUUUUCAAGUAAUCGUAGGCUGCAACAGUGAUUAGGUUAUGAAAAAGUCGAACAAGCAUUGGACAGGUGUGGGUAAUAUUUCAACAGUGUGUUUGUCCGAGGUGAAGGGGGACCGUGAGGACCUCGAAGACAGACUCUCGACCUUUUACAUGAAGGAACAAGAUAUCCCGGAAUAUUUGGAAGGCUGUGGUUUAACCACCUGCACAGCCGAUAUGCCUGAGGACGUAGCCGCCCUGCGGGAUAAUAAGGAACAGAUGAAAGAAAAAAAGUUAUCCUCCGCGUCCAUAGCGGGCCCCGACACUAAGAAAACAGUAACUGUCAAACAUCCUGAAUCGAACAAACCGAAACCGACCACGAAAAAAGGCAAACCGAUCCAAGCUGACUUAGACGUUUCGAAAGAGUUUAUACGAUGCAGAGACGAAUGUGUGAAACGGCUAGAUUUAAGUAAAUCGAGCAUCACGCAUCUGCCAAGCACAGUGCGGGAUUUGACGCAUUUGGUGGAAUUUUAUCUAUAUGGUAACAAGCUCGCAACAUUACCCCCGGAGAUUGGUUACCUCGCGAAUUUGGAAACACUGGCUUUAAGUGAAAAUUCUCUUACCAGUUUGCCAGGGUCAUUGGAAAACUUGAAAUCAUUAAGAGUACUGGACCUCAGGCAUAAUAAAUUGAACGAAAUACCCGAUGUUGUUUAUAAAUUGACCAGUCUCACGACUCUGUAUUUACGCUUCAAUCGCGUCAAAUAUGUCAACAACAACAUUAGAAACUUGACAAAUUUAACCAUGCUGAGCUUGAGGGAAAACAAAAUCAAGGAACUUCCUGCCGGUAUCGGAAAAUUGGUCAAUUUAAUAACAUUCGACGUGUCCCACAACCAUCUGGAGCAUUUGCCCGAAGAGAUCGGAAAUUGCAUCCAAUUGUCUACUCUUGAUUUGCAGCACAACGAGCUUUUGGAUAUUCCAGAUACAAUUGGGAAUUUAAUUGCUUUGACGAGAUUAGGUCUUAGAUACAAUAGAUUAACUAAUAUUCCAAAAUCGUUGGCAAAGUGUAAGCUAAUGGAUGAGUUCAGCGUCGAAGGAAAUCAAGUGUGUCAACUGCCCGAUGGGCUGCUGUCUAGCCUUUCCGAUUUGACAUCGAUUACAUUGUCCAGGAAUGCCUUCACCGCAUAUCCGUCAGGAGGACCAGCCCAAUUUACGAAUGUUUACGCUAUCAAUCUUGAACAUAACAAGAUCGAUAAAAUACCGUACGGUAUUUUCUCUAGAGCGAGAAAUUUAACAAAGUUAAAUAUGAAGGAAAACCAAUUAACUGCUCUACCUUUAGAUAUCGGUACAUGGGUUAAAAUGGUCGAAUUGAAUUUGGGCACCAAUCAGCUGACAAAGAUUCCAGACGAUAUUCAAUGUCUUCAAAGUUUGGAGAUCUUAAUACUUUCUAAUAAUUUAUUGAAACGCAUUCCUGCCAGCAUAGCAAACUUACGCAAACUUAGAGUUUUAGAUCUUGAAGAAAAUAAGAUCGACUCUUUACCCAAUGAGAUUGGUUUCCUACGAGAUUUGCAGAAAUUAAUCUUGCAAAGUAAUCAAGUGACUACUUUGCCAAGAGCGAUCGGUAACUUGACAAAUUUAACGUAUUUAAGCAUAGGGGAAAAUAAUCUUACCUAUUUACCCGAAGAAAUUGGUACAUUGGAAAAUUUAGAUUCACUGUACAUAAAUGAUAAUGCAAACUUACAUAAUUUACCAUUUGAAUUAGCUUUGUGCACAAACCUUAGUAUUAUGUCAAUUGAAAAUUGUCCACUUUCACAAAUUCCACCAGAGAUAGUUGGCGGAGGUCCUUCCUUAGUGAUUCAGUUUUUAAAAAUGCAAGGACCUUAUCGAUCUAUGUAACAAAAUUAGAAAAUUGUCUUUC
Molecule: messenger RNA, 2066 nt
Organism: Megalopta genalis
Lineage: Eukaryota; Metazoa; Arthropoda; Insecta; Hymenoptera; Halictidae
Product: leucine-rich repeat protein soc-2 homolog
Molecular function (GO): protein binding
Source: RefSeq, a predicted model, not a curated record